Tachysurus vachellii is the source of this 2088-nucleotide messenger RNA. RefSeq names its product transcription factor 7 (gene tcf7). Gene Ontology annotation, cellular component: beta-catenin-TCF complex. Bases 256 to 1542 code for a protein of 428 amino acids. Lineage: Eukaryota; Metazoa; Chordata; Actinopteri; Siluriformes; Bagridae. Gene Ontology annotation, biological process: regulation of transcription by RNA polymerase II; canonical Wnt signaling pathway. Gene Ontology annotation, molecular function: DNA-binding transcription factor activity, RNA polymerase II-specific; RNA polymerase II cis-regulatory region sequence-specific DNA binding. The transcript has 10 exons. The record is from RefSeq and is a predicted model, not a curated record.
CAGCGCGUGGUGCCCUUUGAUGUUCGCGCUACACGACUUGUCUUCUGCUCAAAAGCAAUAUUUGUUGCAGGCCGUGACUGCAUUACUUUUCAUCUCUCCGAGGUCCUGCGUAUUAUUUCUGUUAUCUCUUAGAAAGUUCGAGUACUUGAAUUGUGAGAAAAAUCACAAAAGUUGUUUUUUUUUUUUUUUUACAAGAAAGUGGAAGUGUCUUUUGUUUUGUUUUGUUUUGUUUUGUUUUUUUUUUACAAAGAAAAAAUGCCGCAGCUCAACAGCGGAGGGGGGGAUGAUCUCGGGGCCAACGACGAAAUGAUUGCCUUCAAAGAUGAAGGAGAACAAGACGAAAAAAUCCAAGAGAACGCGUUUACCGAGCGGGACCUGGCCGACCUGAAAUCCUCACUGGUGAAUGAAUCGGAGAUCAGUCAAAACUCGCACCCGCCGGUGGUUAGAACAGGACAGCAGGAGGAGCAGAGAGUGUACGAGGACAAACACAGGGAACACCUCGAACAUCUUGACGACGUAACGAAGCCACAAGAUGGAGGGAUGUACAAAGCAUCGCCAUAUUCUGGAUACCCGUUCCUGAUGUUACCGGAUCCCUAUCAUCCAAAUGGACAAGUGUCACCAUCUGCUAACAAAGUGGCAGUUGUUCAGCAGCCUCAUGGGAUGCACCCACUUACAUCACUUCUACCAUACAGCAAUGAACACUUCAACCCCAGUACUUCUCAUCUGACAUCAGAUAUGAGCCAAAAAACAGGUGUUCACAGACAUCAGCCCCAUGAUCUCACAAGCUUCUAUUCCUUGCCUUCAGGAGGAGUUGGCCAAAUUACCUCAUCCAUGGGUUGGCAAAGUCAGCCUGUCUAUCCUCUCUCCUCGUGUGGCUUCAGGCAGCCCUACUCCUCCAGUCUCACCAGCAACUCCUCCUAUUCAAGGUUCUCUCACUCUCUGAUUAUGGGGCCAUCUGGAAUGCACCCUACAGGAAUCCCACACCCUGCUAUAGUGCCCUCUUCAGGCAGGCAAGAGCAGUUUGACAUUAAGCCACAUCCAGAGUCAAAGAGGGAUAGAGAGUCUAAGAAGCCAGUCAUCAAAAAGCCUCUGAAUGCUUUUAUGCUCUAUAUGAAGGAGAUGAGGGCAAAAGUCAUUGCAGAAUGCACAUUAAAGGAGAGUGCAGCUAUCAACCAAAUACUGGGCCGCAGGUGGCAUGCUCUGACUCGUGAGGAGCAGGCUAAGUACUAUGAGCUUGCAAGGAAAGAGCGGCAGCUUCACAUGCAACUCUACCCAAGCUGGUCUGCCCGGGACAACUAUACAACUCUCUUGACUGUUCCUAGGAGAAAAAAGAAGUGCAUUCGCUACCUUCAAAGAGGACAGUGCACCUGCCACAAUUCUUCCGAUGGAAGUGCUGUAGAAUCGAUUUCCUCUCCUAUUCAUAACUUCACACAACAAUCCUCUCCUCUAAACCGCACCAAUGCUUUUCAAAAUGGCAGCAAUCUCCAUGCACAUACCGGACAAAGCCCUUACCCCCACUGCUCAGUCCUCGCAAACUCCUAAUUUUCUUCAGCAGAGCAAAAACAGAUAACCCAAUCAAGACUUUUGUAGUUCAAAUAAUUCAACAAUGAGAAAUUUAAAUGAAGACGCCAGCUGCUGUAUGUUUCACAUUGCUGGCAACUUAAUUGUACAAAUUUAAAAAUGUCAUCAAAUGAUGCUAUACCUUAAGUUAAAUAGUUUAUUUUUGUCAUUUUUUUAUUCCCAUAUUUGCAUUUGUUUACAAACUGCUCUACUUACAAAGUGCUCUGUCUGGUGUCUUUCAACCAAACACCACAGUGUGAAGUGCAUUGUAAUUAACAGUAAUGGAAAAUGUUUCAUUAUGCAGUAUUGAUUCUGAAUAUGUUCAGUCAUAGAAUAGUUCUCAAGUUACAUUGUAGAGUAUAUGUUGAAUUAAUGCAGCUCCUCAAAUUACUGUGCUUGUUUACUUGAUAUAUCAAAGUUCUUUAUUUCUCCUAAGUAAAAAAAGCUUUGUUUCACAGGUGGUGAUUUAUUGUUUUCUUUUGUAAAGUAUACAUGUUUAAUAUAUUAAACAUUUUGGAAAUCCUUAAA